Molecule: messenger RNA, 2615 nt
Organism: Xenopus laevis (African clawed frog)
Lineage: Eukaryota; Metazoa; Chordata; Amphibia; Anura; Pipidae
Product: C-reactive protein-like
Exons: 3
Coding region: 878-1636 (252 amino acids)
Source: RefSeq, a predicted model, not a curated record
CCCAACAUUGCACAGUAAGUACACGUCUCAAUGACAGUUUCUGUACUGAAACAAGAGCAAAUGCCGUCCAUUAUAGGAGCCAUUCAAUUUCAAUGCUUAUAAUUAAAUUAAAUAAAUAAAAUGAAGACUAACUGUAAAGAUGACUAUAUGGUUAUAUAUUAAGUAUUAGUUUUAAGGUAAACUUAUCCUUACCAAUACAAUACAGAUGGGACAAGUAUUUGUCCCAUCCACUAUUAGAGUGAAUAAAUACAGCCAGAAGGCACCAUUAUAUUGUGUUAUAAUUGUUAGUAUAUUAUACAAUCCACCAGACUUCCUUGAGAACAAAUCCCACCGCCAAACAAAAAACUGUCAGGAAUUGUAUCUGGGGGCCUAGAGGUCCUUAGUUCAUGUGAUGCCCCCAGAGGGAGACCCUUUUUGACUUCAUUGGUAUUGAGUCGAGUUAACUUACAUAUACAACAGCCUUCCAGAUACAACUUGCAAAUAAAUAUCCACAUACAGAUAAAGCCACCAUCAGAAAACUGAGAUUCAUUUAGGAUCUCUUGGGAUAUCAUAAAAGUAUAUGUCAAUGGGCCACAAACAUGAAAAAAAAAAAACAUAUGUCUACUUAGAGCUGGUUCCACUGCAUUUGCCUCAACAAGUUAAGCCAACUCCAUCCAUAGACUAAUGACUUAUGGGAAAUAUAGUUGUUCCAUUGGUAAUUUUCUAUUACAAGUGUUGGAUACAGACUACAAAUCCCACAAUUCCCAUAAGUAGGGAGCUCAGAGUAUAUAAGGAGGAGCCUGGGUUCCCGUAAGCAGUUCUCUUGGAUUCCAACAAGGAUACAGCCAUUUCUUCCUACUUCUCCUACAGGAUCCUCACUCACUGAUAUACCAGGAACAUGGAGAUACGAGUCCUUUGGCUUUUGCUCUUUGCUGGAUCCAUGGCACAAGAAGACAUGGAUAGAAAUGUCUUCCUCUUCCCCAAAAGGUCUGUCAAUGAUUAUGUGGUUCUGACCCCAAUGAUGACUGGGCCUUUAAAUAAACUCACCGUUUGCUUGAGGAGCUACACAGAAGAUGGAAAAAACGCCCUAAUGAGUGUGGGCACCACAGAGUCACAGAUUCGCGAUAAGCUUGUUAUUUACCAGGAUUCAAUAGGAUAUAAUCCACAAUACUUUGUCAAUAUUGCUAUAAAUAGUUUUUCGUCAGCGUCUAUUCGAACAAACACAGAUAUUCUGAAGUGGAUACACAGGUGUGUGACCUGGGACUCUGGAGUUCUACAGCUUUGGGUUAAUGGAAAAGUCUCCCCUCGCAGAGUACUGCAGGGCGGCAGUAUUGAUCUCCAGGAUGGUAUUUCCCUGGGUCAGAUAUUAAAGAAUCCUGGGUUUGGGUGGAAUCAAAUGCAGGGUAAUUAUAGGAAUCAGUGGAAUUUUGAAUUUUCCUUCCAAGGGGAAAUAACUGAUGUUCAUAUGUGGAAUGAGGCUUUGUCUCCUGAGACCAUAAGGCAGGUUCUGCUAAAUAAUAGGGAUAUCAAUGGCAAUGUCAUUAACUGGAGGUCUCUGAACUACACUAUUAAAGGAGAUGUCAUUGUCCAACCCAAACUCCAGUGUAGAUAUGGCAGUGAUCCUGACAGCUCACACUAUCAGUGCUCUAUGGAUUAAUGGGUCUGAUAAAGCAGAUAGAACAACGGCUUUUGAUUGUUUUAAGGGAAAUAGAAUAAUAAAAUGAUUUAUUGCUUUUGAGAAGAGUGGCUUAUCUAGUCAGAGACAAGACUGAAAUUAGAGAAGAAAAGGCCCCUGAUCCAUCUGAUGUGGGUGAUGACUGCCAACCAGCAGCCCUCUAGCAGCCUUUGCCAUACAAUCAUUUAUCUUCCGUAAUAUUAUGAUCUUCCCUUAGGGCAGAGACACACGUGGAGAUUCGGGGAGAUUCAGACGCCUGGCAACAAAUGGCCUCUUCUUCGGGCGACUAAUCUCCCCGCAAUGCCUUCCCGCCGGCUAGAAUCUAAAUCGCCAGUGGGAUGUCACUCAGAGCACUUAAUUUUCCAAAAUCGGCCAUAGUUGCGCUCCGAGUGCCAUCCUGCUGGCGAUUUCGAUUCUAGCCAGUGGGAAGGCAUUGCGGGGAGAUUAGUCGCCCGAAGAAGAGGCCAUUUGUCACUGGGCGACUAAUCUCCCAGAAUCUCAGCGCGUGUCUCUGCCCUAAAGGCCCCUGUGAUUGUGAGGUCCCCAUGACACAUUGCUUUCCUUUCCUAUCCUUAAACCAACCCAAUGUUGGUUUAAGGAUAGGAAAGGACCUCAGAAUUUGUAGUUUUGCAUUCAAAUGAGAGUUUCGCCUGCCCUGCGUACAGAUAAUGCUUUGGGUGGAAUCAAAGCCAGGACCCCAGCAUAAAGAGGGGGCAAAGACACUUCUUCUCACAUUGUGCCGUGUAUAUGCCAAGGGAAUAAAACAUAUUAUAUAUGCGGCAUGAGGCAUAUCGUACAAUGUAUAUAUAUACCUGCUGCUUUUAUCAUAAUGUGUAUUUCAUUAUUAAUUAUCCUUUGCACCAUGUAACACUAUAUUGUAUCAGCACAAUGACAUGAUAUAUGGUCAUAUUAAGGAAAUGUAACAAUAUACUCAUUUACCAAUAAAAUAGCAUUAAAUGAG